Saccostrea cuccullata (small rock oyster) is the source of this 1639-nucleotide messenger RNA. RefSeq names its product steroid 17-alpha-hydroxylase/17,20 lyase-like. Gene Ontology annotation, molecular function: heme binding; steroid 17-alpha-monooxygenase activity; iron ion binding. Gene Ontology annotation, biological process: hormone biosynthetic process; progesterone metabolic process. The coding region runs from base 116 to 1630 and encodes 504 amino acids. The transcript is spliced from 11 exons. NCBI's taxonomy places the organism in Eukaryota, Metazoa, Mollusca, Bivalvia, Ostreida, Ostreidae. The record is from RefSeq and is a predicted model, not a curated record.
CAAUUUCAGGUUUGAUAAAAUUUUGAAUAGCGAACCCGAUUUAUUUUUUUUUCAUAACAUGGUGGACAUGGGCAACGAUUUAUGAGCUACAGGUUUUAGACAAACAUACUUAAAAAUGGUGGUGUUGUCCAUGUUAAAUGUACAGACAGUGCUGGUGGCUGUUGUGGUGGGGCUGCUGAUAUACUACAUUAGAAGAAGAGCCCUCUACCGCUUACCCCCGGGGCCAUGGUGUAUCCCACUCAUCGGCCAUUUCGAAGUUUAUACUAAAGAACUAGUACACAGAAAAAUCCUCAAACUUUCCAAGGAAUAUGGACCUGUAUUUCGUCUUUCAUUUGGACCAACUCCUUUUGUAUUUUUAAACAAUUAUGAAGUUGUUAUUGAGGCCUUGGUUAAAAGGAAAGCAGACUUUGCAGGAAGACCAUAUUCCACAGCAUUUUCUUUGAUAUCCGAGGGAUUCAAAGACAUAGCGUUGGCCACGUACUCACCUAUGUGGAAGUUCCAUCGGAAACUAGCCAUGAAAGCUCUAAGGAAUUACUUACAAGGCGACCUGUUGGAGAAACUUACAGAAGACAAUAUGAUAAAAGUGAUGAACAUGAUGGCGGCUGAGAAGGGGCCCUUUGAACCCAAACCUCACUUAGAUAAUAUAGUCUUUUAUCAGUUAUAUACGCUUUGCUUUGGAGAAAAAAAGAACAUCGGCGACGAAGAGGUGGAAUCUAUAAUCAGAAAGAAAGACGCGGUUAACAAAGCCAUUGGAAAUGGUAUUCGGGAGGAUCUUCUGCCCUUCUUGAAGGACGUGUGUCCGUCCGAGCGCUACCUCACUAUUAAAAAAGCGGCGGACGUUGUAUUCGGAUCCUUUUACAAGAAGUUAGACGAACACAGAAAUACUUUUGAUCCCGACAAUAUUCGUGAUCUGGUCGAUCAUCUGCUGAUGACGAAAACCGAGGCAGAACAAUCAGGUGACGAGGAAUCCAUGGAAAAACUGACCGACACCUACCUAGUACAAACCGUGUCAGACAUAUUUUUUGCUGGAGUGGACACCACAAGACUGACGUUAGAAUGGUUCCUCUGCUUUAUUUCUGGAUUACCAGAUAUCCAGGCCAAAUGUCAAGAGGAAAUCGAUCAAAAAAUUGGAACACGUUGUCCUACAAUAGCAGACAAACAGGUUUUAUCCUAUACAGAAGCGUGCCUAUACGAAACUUUACGACUCGGUACUAUUGCUGGACUUGGUUUACCCCAUACUACCAUCUGUGAUACCCAAGUCGGUGGCUACGACAUACCAAAGGAUACAGUUGUUAUAAUCAACCAUUAUGCAUUACAUCGAGAUCCCAAAUACUGGGAAAAUCCUGAGAAAUUUGAUCCUAAUCGAUACUUAAAUGAAGAGGGAAAGGUCGAUCCUACCAAACUGGAAAGUUGGCUGCCAUUUUCCGCCGGCAGGCGAAUGUGUCUAGGAGAAUCUAUAGCUAAACCGGAAAUCCUGAUGAUGUGCGUGCAUCUUUUACAACGUUUCAACAUUUCACUUCCGCCUGGUGUUGAACCAAAUUUUGUAGGUGAGCAUCUUGCAGUGUUUGGAGCAGAAAAGCCAACGGACUUGAGAAUAGUAGUAAAAGAACGAAACAAUGUUGGAAUUUAAUUACGGGGU